Messenger RNA from Rotaria socialis, 1233 nucleotides. The record is from the annotation of a GenBank genome assembly. Lineage: Eukaryota; Metazoa; Rotifera; Eurotatoria; Philodinida; Philodinidae.
AUGCCAGAAUUUUCUACUCGGAAUCCGGGGCCUGGCUAUGAUGGUACAGCAGAAAUGGUACGAUGGUUUAAUCAUUGGCUCAAAGAUAAUGACGACAGCGAUGAUAUUCUGAAUGAACUUGAUAUUACACUAUUUGUUCGGACAAGCCUCACGACAGGGCGAAAAUUGGUUGAACAAGCGCUGUUAGAAUCACCAAUGUCAACAGCCGAGAAAGAGAAUAACGAUAUAGAUAUAGACGUACUUCCAUAUCGACCGUGGAUCGGAUUCGAAGCUGGCUCGUGGUUGGGAAUGUUGACGGGGGACCAGCGACCUUAUGAUAAGGACUGUCUCGUCUAUGAUAGCGAUCCUACUCAAGAAACAAUUGAAAUUAUCGGCUUUGUCAAUGUAUCACUUCAGGCGAGCACUACCGCUCAUCUGGCUCACUGGUUUGUACGUCUCGAAGACGUUGAUGUCGAUGAUCAAGUAUCUCUAGUUACAGUUGGUGCAAUCAAUGGAGCUCAGUUGCAUACCCCGCCAGCAUAUCUCGAACCAAAUUUCAGAUACACGAUUACUAUUCGACUUCAUUUCACCACGUGGACCUUCCUGUCUGGCCACCGUAUUCGUGUUGCAAUCUCCAAUGCGAUGUUCGCUUCAGCUUGGCCGACUCCGUUCCCAAUGAGCACAUCAAUCUAUCUCAAUCCGUCAGUGAGUUUCAUAGACCUACCUGUGGUACCUCCUAUUUAUCCUUCGUCGAUCCCACCAUCGUUCACUCAGCAGCAAGUCGCAUCGAGCGAUAUGUUACCACAACUAUUCUCAGCCAGUAAACCCAAAGUAUAUCAAAAACACGAAACAGAUAUUGGCACAACGAUUACUUUUGAACAAGUCACCUAUGAACUUUUAUCCAAUGGUUGUUUCAUUUCGGGUCUCCUUGCUUGGGACUUUAUUUGUUCUCAUUUGGAUCCUGCCGACGUACGAUGGGUGACCCGUGCAAGACAAGUUUAUGUGUUCGAUAUGCAUGGAUAUGAAUCAAUCGUUGAUGUCCCUUUGAAAGAUGACAAUGAAAGACUGUAUCCCAAUGUUGACCUGUCGACAAGACGCCAUUUUGAAUUGGUCACAGAUUUGGUAAAGCAUUCGGAUCAAGACUAUUUUUAUGUUCAUUUAAAACGACAAUUUCUCGAAAAAAAUGACACGGUGACAUGUCAGCAGGCAAUGACAUUUGUUUUCAACGGGAAACACAAAAGAAACUGUCAUUAA